Molecule: messenger RNA, 3237 nt
Organism: Bubalus bubalis (water buffalo)
Lineage: Eukaryota; Metazoa; Chordata; Mammalia; Artiodactyla; Bovidae
Gene: LIMD1
Product: LIM domain containing 1
Exons: 8
Coding region: 709-2721 (670 amino acids)
Biological process (GO): positive regulation of miRNA-mediated gene silencing; negative regulation of hippo signaling; response to hypoxia
Cellular component (GO): transcription regulator complex; P-body; nucleus
Molecular function (GO): transcription corepressor activity
Source: RefSeq, a predicted model, not a curated record
GCGGCGGGGACUGCGUCCGGCGCACUCACUUCCGCGUCCCGCCGCCCUCCGGCUCGCGCGCGCCCAGCCACCGCCGCCAUCGGACAAUAGACCAACCGCCCGGCUGCCGUGAACUUCCCGCCGGGGCCCGGCCGGCCCGUGUGCCCCGGAUCCCGAUCCCCGAUCCGUCCCCGCGCCGGCCACGAUCGCAGCUCCGCGCCACCGGGGGAAGCCGCGGAGGACCGAGCGCCCGGUACGUGCUCGCGCCUCCCGCCGCCGCGCCUUCGCUCCGGCCGGGCCGGUCCUGGGCCCUCUGCUCUCUGCUCUCUGCGCAACUUUCCCUCCUGUCCAGCGGCUGCUGCCUCUUGUGGGUGUCUUGAGUUUGGUUGCUUAAGGAGGAUGUGAUUUUUUUUUUUUCUUUUUCCGUAUUUCUUUUACGUUUUAUGAUUUGAAACCGAGAAAAGAACUCACAGCCAGCUCGGACAGCCAAGCGCCGCCAGCCGCCCCCACGCGGACACCUCCGAGGGGAAGGGGAAUUGGAAGCAAAUUUGGCCCAAGUGACUUUGAGGCCUCAGCAUCUGCUGGACUCUAAGGCCCUGGGUCAUGACUCUCAUGCUGGGCAGGUGGAAGGCUGUACCUGUCCUGGGCUGGACUUGAGUGUCCGCCCUCUGCCAGGACCCCCACCGCCCCAGCUCCACGCACUCAACUAGGCUAGGCCGGGUCAGCAACAUGGAUAAGUAUGACGACUUGGGCCUGGAGGCCAGUAAGUUCAUUGAGGACCUGAACAUGUACGAGGCCUCCAAAGAUGGACUCUUCCGAGUGGACAAGGGUGCAGGCAACAACCCGGAGUUUGAGGAAACACGCAGGGUGUUUGCUACCAAGAUGGCCAAAAUCCACCUGCAGCAGCAGCAGCAGCUCCUACAGGAGGAGACCCUGCCCAGGGCGAGCCGGGGUCCCGUUAACGGUGGGGGACGCCUGGGCCCACCGGCCCACCGGGAAGCUGGUGGGGGCAGCAAGCUGGCCGCGGACGGUGCUGCCAAGCCCCCUCUCGCUGCCUCAACCGUGGCCCCUGGGACGACCAUCACCGUGGCGCCUGGGCAGCCCUCGUACCCACCCCAGGAGCAGAGGGCCAAGCUGUACGUCCGGGGUUCGAGGCAAGGCAGCCAAGACUGUGGGUCCAAGGAGAGCAUGGCGAAUUCUGAGAUGUCUGCUUUCCAUCGGCCGGGCCCCUGUGAGGAUCCCUCCUGCCUCACCCACGGAGACUAUUACGACAACCUGUCCUUGGCAGGCCCCAAGUGGGCCGACGACCCGGGAGUGUCCCCUGGCAUCAGGCUGGGUGUAGGAAGUACGUGGUCUGGGACCCCAGGGAGCGACCCACUGCUGUCUAAGCCCUCCAGGGAUCCUCACCUGUACCAACAGCUCUCCCCAGGCUCUGGCAGGUCUUUGCAGAGUGGCCAGGAUGGUGGGCUUGGAGGAGGCAACAGCGAGAAGCCAGCGGGGGUCUGGACCACCGCCUCCUCCCAGCGAGUGAGCCCUGGCCUCCCUUCCCCUGGCCCAGAGAAUGGGGCCCUCCCGAGGUCUGCUCAGCCCAGGACCCCUUUCUCAGCGCCUCUGGCCCUGAACCGGCCCAGUCAAGGCUCUCUUCCCAGAACAAACUCGGGGGUAGGGAGUGAGAUUUCAGGCACGAUGCCCAAACCCACUGUGGACCCUCAACCCUGGUUCCAAGAUGGGCCCAAAUCUUACCUUUCUAGCUCUGCCCCUUCAUCCUCGCCAGCCAGCAUGGACCAUAUGCAGACGGGUGCCCUCCCUGGGCUGGGUCCCAAGCCUGGCUGUACAGAUCCUGGCGUUGGUCCCAAGCUCAGCCCCAACAGCCUUGUCCAUCCAGUGAUGUCCACCCUGCCUGAGUUAUCUUGUAAAGAAGGUGCCUCCAGCUGGGCCUCUGAUGGCAGCCUGGGGCCUGUGCUCCCAGAGACGCCAAGUUCCCCCAGAGUGAGGUUACCCUGCCAGACGCUCGUCCCGGGCCCUGAGCUUGGACCCACGGCCGCCGAAUUGAAGUUAGAAGCCCUCACCCAGCGUCUGGAGCGGGAGAUGGAUGCUCACCCAAAGGCCGAUUACUUUGGAGCCUGUGUGAAAUGCAGCAAGGGGGUGUUUGGGGCCGGCCAGGCCUGCCAGGCCAUGGGGAACCUCUACCACGACGCGUGCUUCACCUGUGCGGCCUGCAGCCGGAAGCUGAGAGGAAAAGCCUUUUAUUUCGUCAACGGCAAAGUGUUCUGCGAGGAAGACUUCCUGUACUCUGGUUUCCAGCAGUCCGCUGACAGGUGUUUUCUCUGUGGACAUCUGAUCAUGGACAUGAUCCUGCAGGCCCUGGGGAAGUCCUACCACCCCGGCUGCUUCCGCUGCGUCAUCUGUAAUGAGUGUUUGGACGGGGUGCCCUUCACUGUGGACUCGGAGAACAAGAUCUACUGUGUCCGGGAUUACCACAAGGUGUUGGCCCCCAAGUGUGCAGCCUGCGGCCUUCCCAUCCUUCCUCCUGAGGGUUCAGAUGAGACCAUCCGCGUCGUGUCCAUGGACAGAGACUAUCACGUGGAAUGUUACCACUGUGAGGACUGCGGCCUGGAGCUCAAUGAUGAAGAUGGCCACCGAUGCUACCCCCUGGAGGACCACCUGUUCUGCCACUCCUGCCAUGUCAAGAGGCUGGAGAAGGGCCCCUCACCUGCAGCCCUUCGCCAGCACCACUUCUAGCCAGAGCCUCCUGCAGACCUCACGGCCAGAUGAGGAGCCAGGGAUGCACCCUGAGAAGUCUGCCAGUUCAUUCCAGACACCCCCGGGGUGGGAUCGGGGCCGGGGGAGGCAGGGCAGGCAGGGGAUUUCCUGAGUGUGUGCAGGGGGCGCCUUUGCUUUAACCAGGGAGGGGAUCCCUGCCGGGCUGGGGCUGUGUAUUUUCCAAGUGCCUUUCUCUGCUGCCACACCCUCAUCAGAUGACUCAGGAAGACGCCUCAGCAAGCACAUGGCACGUGACAGAUCUCAUUGAUGCGACUGAAUGAACCCUCCUGUCCUUCCGGGAGGAGCUCAUGCUUCAGAGGGAAAGACUUGCACUCAGCGUAUGCUCUGAAGAGAGAGUUCAGCUGCCAGUGUGUUCAGUUCUUUCUCUCCACUUUGGGAAAUACCUGCACCCAAACACCCCCUCCCAACCACACACACACAGACACACACCGCCUCCCAAACACACACACACCCUCCCAAACAUGCACACAGACA